CUCAGAGAACACACUCUCUAACUAAGUGUGGAACAAUACUGUCAUUUAUUUCAGUGUUGAUCAUGUACAGGUGAGCAUAUAUGUUUGUCAGCGAUAUGGACAUUUUUCAUCUUUUUCUGCUUUCACUUCCAAUAGCUGCUCCAAAAGGCUCUCAUUCUUUGUGGGUGCUUGCAACGUACAUUAAAGGACAAACGCCAUUUCCUGAAUUUAGCUAUGUAGUGAUGUUGGAUGAUGUCAGAGUUUUGUACUAUAACGGUGAGACGAAGACUCUCACUCCCAGAGGAAAUACAACAACUGAAGACGACGUGUUCAAUUCAAAUGUUCUGCUCACCAUAAGUGACAACAUACAAUCAUCUUUUAUGGAAAAAUGGGUAGUAGCAACAAAUAAUGUAAAUAAAACUUACAGUGUUCUUGCCCUCCAGAGGCUGGUUGUGUGUGAACUGAGGGACGAUGGUGAACCGGGACAAAUGAUCACACAAGAUGCUGUCAAAGGCUCCACCACUGAUGAGUUGCUAUAUGUUGACAAGAACUUCACAUACCAGGGUAAUUUAAACGUCACGGCCCAAGUGCUGAAUGUCCAUCUUAAAAUCAGCAUGUGGAAUCAUGAACAUUUAUACCAGCCAUUCUGCAUCAAAACACUCAAGGGUUACCUUGAAAAGAGGAGAAAUCAAGUCAAUAGAAAAGUGAAACCCAAAGUCAGGCUCCUCAAGAAAGAACUGUCUUCCGGGUUUCGUGUGAGUUGUUUGGCAACAGGAUUUUACCCUCGUCACAUCAACCUGACCCUGUUCAGAGAUGGACAGCCUGUAUCUGAUCAUGAGAUCACUGGAGGAGAUCUGCUGCCCAAUGGUGACGGGACGUACCAGAUGAGGAAGAGUCUGGAGAUCAGUGCGGAAGAAAACAAAUACACCUGCUCUGCCACACACAUCAGUCUGGACAACAAACUGGAUGUCACUUUGGAGUAUGAUCACGGGGAACCAUUUAAAUCAGUGAUUCCUUCCAUUCUGAUGGUUUUGGUUCUGAUGUUAGUGUUUGGAGUAGCAGCUGCUAUAACUUCAUGGAAAAGACAAUGUGCAGAUUCCAUUAAAAGUGGCUAUUCUACUGCUUCUGCAUCUGAAGAAAGUGUGACACAUCAAACUUUGUCAAUGUCAUGAGACAAAUUGACACUAAUGAGUGGAGAAACUUCUUUUAAACAGCAGACAAAGUAUAUUCUGGCAAAGUGUCAUAAGUGUUUCUUUUUUUUUCCUGUUUGCAUGAAGCCUAUAAUGUCAAGACUAUGUCUGCAAAGGUCAUUAUAAAUCCUUUGAUUUGUUGACCUAAAAUGCUAAAUUGUGGAAAAGUUUCAGACAAAUGUACAUAAUUACUACAAACCAUGCACUCUAUAAUACUUUUAGUCAUUUUGUUGGUGUUUUCCUGGUAUAAUAUCUGUGCAUAUUAUCCUUUAAUGUCAUACAUUUUAUAAUUGUAGUAUAAAAAUAUAAAAAGCUCAUGCUUAUAAAAUAAGUCAUGCUUGCCACAGAGAUGGUAUUAAUAAAGUGGAU
Ctenopharyngodon idella (grass carp) is the source of this 1538-nucleotide messenger RNA. RefSeq names its product major histocompatibility complex class I-related gene protein-like. Gene Ontology annotation, biological process: immune response. The record is from RefSeq and is a predicted model, not a curated record. Bases 81 to 1151 code for a protein of 356 amino acids. NCBI's taxonomy places the organism in Eukaryota, Metazoa, Chordata, Actinopteri, Cypriniformes, Xenocyprididae. Gene Ontology annotation, cellular component: external side of plasma membrane. The transcript is spliced from 7 exons.